GUUGGGGAGGAAAAGAAAAAGAAAAAAAGAAAACGUGGAAGGCAGAAUCGAAAGUCGAAACGUGCGCCUCUACCAUCGUCUUUAUAAAUAAAGGCAGAAGCGACUCCAUUUUCUUCCAAAGCAAGCUCUGAAGAGAAGAGAGAGAAAAGGUGGAUAGUGCGAUACAGAGUGUGUGUGACUGUGACUCUCUCUGUCUAUCCAUCUUCCUUCACUCUCCCACAUUCACACCAGAGACUGGAGCCAGAGAAGAAAAGAAUAAUAUAUGGAGGACGGCGCAGGAAGAGGUUUGGAAUGCCAGAAGACUAUGGAUGGGAAGGCGAGUAAUGGGAAUGGGUUAGAGAAGGAAAUUCCUUCUUGUUGUUUGAAGGCAUUGGCUUCAGUCCCGGAGUCAGAGGCUAAGUGCCAUUCUACUGUUGUUUCUGGGUGGUUCUCAGCUUCUCAAACUUGCUCUGGAAAAUCCGGAAAAGCUGCGUAUUUCAACAACCCAAUGUGGCCAGGAGAAGCCCAUUCAAUCAAAGUAGAAGAGAUUUUAUACAAGGAAAAGUCAGAGUACCAAGAGGUCUUGGUUUUUCAGUCAUCAACAUAUGGGAAAGUGCUUGUACUUGAUGGAAUUGUUCAAUUGACUGAGAAGGAUGAAUGUGCUUACCAGGAGAUGAUAACUCAUCUUCCCCUCUGUUCAAUUCAGUCCCCCAAAAAUGUUUUAGUUGUUGGCGGCGGAGAUGGUGGAGUUUUAAGGGAAGUAUCCCGCCACAGUUCAGUGGAAAAUAUUGAUAUUUGUGAGAUCGAUAAGAUGGUUAUUGAUGUUUCUAAGAGGUUUUUUCCUCAGUUAGCUGUUGGGUUUGAAGAUUCUCGAGUACACUUGCAUGUUGGUGAUGCUGUUGAAUUUCUUAAAAGUUCUCCUGAAGGGAAAUAUGAUGCCAUAAUUGUUGAUUCCUCUGAUCCUGUGGGUCCUGCCCAGGAACUUGUUGAGAAGCCAUUUUUUGAGACUAUUGCUAAGGCGUUAAGGCCUGGUGGAGUUCUUUGUAAUAUGGCAGAAAGUAUGUGGCUUCAUACACACCUUAUUCAAGAUAUGAUCUCCAUUUGUCGAGAAACUUUCAAAGGUUCUGUACAUUAUGCAUGGGCAAGUGUACCAACUUAUCCAAGUGGCGUGAUAGGUUUUCUUCUAUGCUCAACAGAAGGGCCACCCGUUGAUUUUGUAAACCCCAUCAACCCCAUUGAAAAGUUGGAAGGUGCUAAUGAGCACAAAAGAGAACUUCGUUUCUAUAACUCAGAGAUGCACUCAGCUGCUUUUGCGUUGCCUGUGUUUCUGAAGAGAGAAGUGAGUCUGCUCCGUGAUCCUGCCCUUCAGUAGCAUAACAAUGCAUGUUUACGUAUGUAAUUCCUAAAUAAGCGAUUUUGACUUCAUUGUCAUUGACAAGUGUGGGAUAAAUAGGAACUUUGGUGUGAUUAUUUUUAUGUUAACUAAUUCGGAUUAGCUUUGUUGAAAUCUUAGGGUGGUUGUCUCGUAUUUAGUUAACUGUUCUAUAUUAGUUUUUUUCCCUUUCUGAAUAUGCUUGUAAGACGUGCAUUAUCAAUCACGUAAAUUAUACGUGGAAAUAAUUUGUGGUGCAAUUCUGGAUUUUUUCGAA
Messenger RNA from Cajanus cajan (pigeon pea), 1628 nucleotides. It is a transcript of the gene SPDS3, whose product is annotated as spermidine synthase 3. Gene Ontology annotation, cellular component: cytosol. Gene Ontology annotation, biological process: spermidine biosynthetic process. The record is from RefSeq and is a predicted model, not a curated record. Gene Ontology annotation, molecular function: spermidine synthase activity. Lineage: Eukaryota; Viridiplantae; Streptophyta; Magnoliopsida; Fabales; Fabaceae.